UAGCAUUCAUCCUCAUUCACCACACAAACAAAAUCACAAGCAAUGCCAGGCCUUACCAUCGGAGACACCAUUCCUGACCUUGAUGUUCAAACAACUCAAGGCAGAAUCAAACUUCAUCCCUUCUGUGCUGAUGCAUGGACCAUCCUCUUUUCUCACCCAGGUGAUUUUACCCCAGUUUGUACCACCGAGCUUGGCAAAAUGGCUGAGUAUUCCAAUGAGUUUUCUCAGAGAGGAGUGAAAUUACUGGGUUUAUCCUGUGAUGAUGUGGAAUCUCACAAGGAGUGGAUCAAAGACAUUGAAGCCUAUACUCCAGGUUGCAAGGUGAAUUAUCCAAUCAUCUCUGAUCCCGAGAGAGAAAUCAUCAAGAAACUCAACAUGGUUGACCCUGAUGAGAAAGACUCCACUGGAAACCUACCCUCCAGGGCUCUUCAUAUUGUGGGCCCGGAUCUGAAGAUCAAACUAAGUUUUCUGUACCCUGCAACUACUGGAAGGAACAUGGAUGAAGUGCUGAGGGUGAUAGAGUCCUUGCAGAAGGCCUCUAAGUUCAAAGUUGCAACCCCAGCAAACUGGAAGCCAGGGGAUCCUGUUGUCAUUUCCCCUACUGUAACUAAUGAACAAGCCAAAGACAUCUUCUCUCAAGGCUUCAAGACGGUUGAUCUCCCAUCAAAGAAGGAAUAUUUGCGUUUCACCAAUGUUUGAUUACCAGGAGGCCAACACAACAACCUCUGUUUGUUUGUUUGUUGCCUCUGUUUCUCUGUUUGUUGUUUUGUUUAGGGUUAUAAUAUGUCCUGCAUCAUAUCUUUUUAUUCACUACAGCUAUCUCAUAUCUCCACGGUAUUUGUUUUAAUUUCAACUACUUUGCCCUUUUAAUGACUUC
Vigna radiata var. radiata (mung bean) is the source of this 877-nucleotide messenger RNA. Its product is annotated as 1-Cys peroxiredoxin. The transcript has 4 exons. Gene Ontology annotation, molecular function: peroxiredoxin activity. The coding region runs from base 43 to 699 and encodes 218 amino acids. The record is from RefSeq and is a predicted model, not a curated record. Gene Ontology annotation, biological process: cell redox homeostasis; cellular oxidant detoxification. Gene Ontology annotation, cellular component: mitochondrion; cytosol. NCBI's taxonomy places the organism in Eukaryota, Viridiplantae, Streptophyta, Magnoliopsida, Fabales, Fabaceae.